AUCAUGGCUGGUAAAUGACAAAAACUGUGACCACAGGCCGCUAAAUGAAGGCCGUACGCUCCAGUUCUCAUGUCACGCUGCCGUCCAUUUUGCUGACUUAUGCAUUUCCAUGGUCAGACCACAUCCUUUGAGCUUAACACAUAAAGGCAAGUGUGUGCAUCGAGGUGGGUUUCAGUGCAUUCACCGUCACAUCAAAGAGGGAGAUACGAAGAAAUGCUCCGCCUGAUGGAUUUCACUGUUUGUAUCUCUUGUGCGGUCCUCCUCAUUGUCCAGUCAAGUCAGGGCUCUGAGAUUAUUGAUGGGAAAGAAGUGCAGCCCCACUCACUGCCUUACAUGGCUCUGCUGCAGAACAAAGCACCGGCCUGUGGAGGGAUACUGAUCAAUCCCAGCUGGGUCCUGACUGCUGCCCACUGCGCUGACAUAAAGACCGUGGUACUGGGGUUGCACUCCAUCAAAGACAGUAAGAAAGAUUCCAGGCAGGUCCUAGAGGUGAAGAGCCAGAUCCAACAUCCCUGCUAUGAUGAAAAAGAUAAGGUCAAUGACCUCAUGUUGCUCAAGCUUGGCAAACCAGCGAAGCAAACCAAGACGGUGAAAUGUCUCAAGUUGGGCAACACCGUCAAAGAGCCAGCGGCUGGCACCCAGUGUCUGGUGGCUGGUUGGGGGAAAACAAACAACAAGGGGAGAGGGAUGUCAGAUGUCCUGAUGUCUGCCAACGUGACUGUGAUCGACAGAGCGAAGUGCAACUCUGCCGAAUAUUACAACCUCAAUCCUUAUAUCACCAGGAGCAUGAUAUGUGCUGGCUCAAAUGGUAAAAACAGGGCUGACACCUGUCAGGGCGAUUCCGGAGGGCCACUGGUGUGCAAAGGAGCUCUAGUUGGAGUCACUUCUUUUGGACGGGGGUGUGGCGUGAUGAAAAAGCCUGGAGUGUACUCUUUUCUCUCAGAAAAACAACUCACAUGGAUCAAAAAGACCAUGAAGAACCCGAAAAUAUAACGAGCCUGCAUUACUCAGUGUUCUCGACCAAGUUAACCACUUUAACCACGCCUGUCUUUGUACCUCUUUAUGCUGCAUUCGCUUGAUCCUAAUUAGAUAUGCUGUACUGCUACAACAAAGUUGGGAGAGUUUUAGCCUUUCCAACCAAUUAGAAGAGCAAACGUAUAAGAAAUGGAAGCUGCAGCCAUUUGCAUUUGCGUGUUAUUACCUACAGCAAUAAAAGCAAAAACCCCAUCAGCAUCAUUUUUGUGCUUUUAUUUUCCUGCUUAAUGCAAAUAUGUGGCUGUGUUUUUAAAAUGAAAUCACAGUUUCUGUUUUCCACCUACCUCCUGAUAAGCGCAGCGCACACCGGGGGAACAAGCCCUUCCGGUUCUUGUUGAUGCCUCUGCUCCAAUAAACCAGAGCAAAGGUGAUUUUUUUUUGUGAGCUGCAUCCUAAAGAAAUAUCUAUUUGAAGAUGAAAGCAAAACACCACAGUGGCAUCAUUCCUCCAGUCAACCAAGCAGAUUCACCACUUCCUGCAUGGUUAAAUCUGCCUCCCUCAUCCCAGAUCACCUCUGCGUGAAAAUGACAUUUUCCACAGUCUUAAAUACUUGUACUUUGUCUCCCACAAUGUAUGCUCUUUACAGCAGCUCCUCACAGGUUUGUGCUUUGCUUCUCAAAUUAAAAAAACCUUUGAUGUCU
Messenger RNA from Chelmon rostratus (copperband butterflyfish), 1676 nucleotides. Its product is annotated as granzyme K-like. Gene Ontology annotation, molecular function: serine-type endopeptidase activity. The record is from RefSeq and is a predicted model, not a curated record. NCBI's taxonomy places the organism in Eukaryota, Metazoa, Chordata, Actinopteri, Chaetodontiformes, Chaetodontidae. Bases 214 to 993 code for a protein of 259 amino acids. The transcript is spliced from 5 exons. Gene Ontology annotation, biological process: proteolysis.